Messenger RNA from Radiomyces spectabilis, 183 nucleotides. RefSeq lists its product as uncharacterized. The annotation marks the transcript as partial. NCBI's taxonomy places the organism in Eukaryota, Fungi, Mucoromycota, Mucoromycetes, Mucorales, Radiomycetaceae. The transcript is spliced from 2 exons. The record is from RefSeq and is a predicted model, not a curated record.
AAAAGGUUACAAACAGCACCCUUUUCUUUAAUAUAUGCCAGGCGUAUGAACUUGACAUACUCUGCACUUGAAGUCUACCGAUUACACCAUGAUAAUCCCAACAAACAGCCCAUGAUGUACCAGCAGCUACUAGAUAUGCUAGAUUAUAUUGCUGGUGUUGUAUUCUCCGCUAUUCAUCAAUGA